CCCGGGCAUCCGCGGGGGCGGGGGCGGCGCGGCUGCUGCAGGAGCCGCUGUCCCUCUGUCCUGCUGUCCCUUUGUCCCGCUCUCCCUCUGUUCCCGCUGCUGCCCCUGCUGUCCCGCUCUUCCUCUGUCCCGCUGUCCCCGCUGCUGUCCCUGCUGUCCCGCUGUCCCUCCGUCCCGCUGUCCCCGCUGCGGUCCCGCUGUCCCGCAGCUGCCGCCGCCGCUCAGCGCGAUGCCGCUGCAGCAGGGCUCGGCCCGGGCCCGGCAGCGCACCGUGCUCCUGGCGGGCAUCGCCGUGCUGCUGGCCGCCCUGGUCCUCGCCGUGGUGCUGGCCUCUCUGCUGACCCACGGCAGGCACGAGGUCAGUCCCCAAAUGCUGAAGUGGAAGGACAGGGGGACCACGAAGAACUUGCAAGAAGUUAUUGUGGGAAGAUGCUACAACUACAUCACGGCGCAGCACCCGGAGCUGGGAGAUAAGGAUUGUCUAAAAAUAUGGGAAUCAUUAAAAGAUGCCUUCAUUUACAAGAACCCCUGUAAUAUCACACCAGAAGAUUACCAGCCUUUGAUGGAGCUGGCAAGUCACCCUAUACCCUGCAACAAGUCACUGUUUUGGAGCAAGACAAACGACCUCGUUCAUCGUUAUACAAAAUCCAAUCAGAAUUUCCUCACCUUGGAGGACACCUUGCUGGGUUAUAUGGCUGACAGAGUUUCAUGGUGUGGAGACCCCUCUGCCCCAGGAAUCAACUAUGAAUCUUGUCCAAAACGAAAUGAAUGUGAGAGCAACCCUGGCUCUGUGUUCUGGAAAAUGGCCUCCAAGAUGUUUGCAGAAGCAGCUUGUGGUGUGGUUCAAGUGAUGCUCAAUGGAUCAGUGGAAGCUGGAGCUUUCAGGAGCAGCAGCAUCUUUGGAAGUAUUGAGAUCUUUAACCUGGAUCCAGAUAAAGUCACUGAAGUGCACAUUUGGCUCAUGCAGAACAUUGGUGGCCCUCAAAGUGAAUCCUGCUCAGGUCAGUCCAUUCAGAGGUUAAUAAACAUUCUAGAAGAACGAAACUUUAAGAUCAUCUGUGAAGACAAUUACAGGCCUGUUCAGCUCCUUCAGUGUGUGCACAACCCAGACCACACAGACUGCAGGCUUUGCACCAACAGCUCAGCAAUUCCCUGAAGCAGAGUUCUCUGUGCCACUGAAGAAUUCCCUGACUUGUGUGCAAAGCUGGAGAGGAUGUGGCUGCAUAGCUGAGAGUGAUAACAGUAGCAUGGUGUGUGCUGAGUGCAUAACCAGAAAUCCUUGCUGUGGUACUAACAGCCAGAUAGCAGGAGAUGGUACCUGAGCUGUGAUGCUGUACACACACACACACACAAACACACCCAAACAAACAUACAAACACUGUUUCAGAUGGUCAGCAAUUGAGGGCAGAUGCUUUGCCCUGGUUUGCUCCCCUCUGUACAGCUUGCCACUGGCACAGAGCAGGGAUUCCCUGGGACAUGCACAAAGAAAGAGACUUUCCAGGAUAGGCAGAACUGGCCUAGAUCAGUGCUGGAACUUUGCCUGGAUCAUCUUCUUUCCUGCUGAAAGGUUAAGCAGGAAAUGACCAGGGCAUGCUGCAUUUUCCCUGCAUCCCAGUGCAAAUUUCCCCAGAGGGGAAUGUUGCCCGUUGGCACAUGGUAUAAAUCGUGGCUUUCCCAGGUACUGUGACACUUCUGACCAGGUAAAGCAAGCAAUGCAAUAGGCACAGCAGUUCUUGCCUUUUAAUGGGUAUCACAGUAAGCAGCUGGAGGGAAGACAGCUGAGCUGAGCUAAGAAAAAACCAGAACCUGCUCAGAGGGUUGCCUGCACCUGUAAAAACUGCUUAGUAUGCAGCUGGGAGAGAAAAUAGUGAGGCUGACUCAGAUAGCUCCAUUAAAAACCUAGUGGAUACACCAUUGCUGCUCAGAUUACAUUUUGUUCUUAAUAUAGCAGUAAACAGCAGCCUUCCAACUUUCAUAAAAGGUCCCCCAGGCCACAGCGUGGCCAUGCACUGGAAUAGAAACAAACAUCAAAUGGUUGCCACAAUAAGGAGUCUCUCUUGACCUCAGUUUCUGCAGUGAAAGGUGAUGCCUUGGGGUGUAGAAUUCACAAGCACUGACAUGCUGUGGUGCACUGAAACAGCAGCUUUCAGUGAUUUCCUGAUUUCCAUUUUACCAGUCUCAAGUGCAGUUUCUAGCAAAAAAGUGUCUGAGGCCAGCUUUGGCCACGGCUGCAGCGCCAUUGACAGCAAGAGAGCAGAGCAGGCUUUGCUGCAGACACACUCCCAGGUGCUGAGGUGACAGUGUGAGCAGCAGCUGCCAAACCUGCAGGCACACUGGGCUUUCCAUGGUCCCACAGGGAGAAGGUUUUACUGUCACAAGUUUUAGUGACUGCCCAGAGUGCACAGCAUCGUUAUGGAGCUGCACAAGCUGGUGUGAUUCUGAGCAUCUCUAGAUAAGCCUCAUCUCUUCAAUAGCAAUAGAAGCCUGCACUGAGCCUGGCUGGACCAACCCAAGACCUCACUUAUAAUGUUUACAUUAAGUGAAAUGUAUUUUUAUUUGCAAGAUGUUAUGUAACUUCUUAGACGAAUCAACACAGACACAAACCAAUACUUUCAAAUAGGAUAUUUCUGACUAUCAGUUACAAGUUUGUCUUCAUGCUCACUUUUGUACUUCUGUUGCAAUAUAUUGACUGUAAAAUUAAGAUCUCUAAUAAAAUUGCUGAUGAGAAAUGUUCUU
Zonotrichia leucophrys gambelii is the source of this 2736-nucleotide messenger RNA. Its product is annotated as ADP-ribosyl cyclase/cyclic ADP-ribose hydrolase 1-like. Lineage: Eukaryota; Metazoa; Chordata; Aves; Passeriformes; Passerellidae. Gene Ontology annotation, molecular function: NAD+ nucleosidase activity; phosphorus-oxygen lyase activity. The coding region runs from base 230 to 1156 and encodes 308 amino acids. The transcript has 8 exons. Gene Ontology annotation, cellular component: plasma membrane. Gene Ontology annotation, biological process: positive regulation of B cell proliferation. The record is from RefSeq and is a predicted model, not a curated record.